Messenger RNA from Helianthus annuus (common sunflower), 501 nucleotides. RefSeq names its product velvet complex subunit B-like. NCBI's taxonomy places the organism in Eukaryota, Viridiplantae, Streptophyta, Magnoliopsida, Asterales, Asteraceae. The coding region runs from base 1 to 501 and encodes 166 amino acids. The transcript has a single exon. The record is from RefSeq and is a predicted model, not a curated record.
AUGCAUUUCAUUAUCAUUCCAUCCACCUCCUUGUUUUUUUUUCCCAUUUCAUUCCCUCUUCACCUUUCAUUAACAACAUCACAACCCACCACCGUUGACACCACCCACCACCACCAUCAUCCGCACCCGUCAGCCACCUUCGCCGCCACCCACCACCACCCGUCGCCACCGCCGUCGCCGCCACCCACGUCGCCGUUGCCACCUCCGAUCACCGACAUCACCCAACUUCGAUCAUCGCCGCUGCCACCUCCGAUCACUGUCGCCGUCGCCACCAACCUCCACCAUUGCUAUCAACCACCACCCACCGCCACCGCGGCUACCACCUACGACCACCGUCACUGCCGCUACCACUUCCGACCACCGCCGCCAACCACCUCUGCGGUCACCCACCACCACCAACGCUGUCACCACUUGCCACCGCCUCCACCCACCACCACCGCCAACCACCGUAGCCUCUACAACUGCCACCUAUUACCUCCCACCAUCACCGCCCAUCAUUGA